Messenger RNA from Blepharisma stoltei, 1298 nucleotides. Lineage: Eukaryota; Ciliophora; Heterotrichea; Heterotrichida; Blepharismidae. The record is from the annotation of a GenBank genome assembly.
AUGGAAAAACACCAAGUUUCCAUUCUAAAUCCUAUUGGAACAGACUUAUUACGAAAACCGAUUUCUAAAUUUCUCCCGGAAAACAGACGAAGUAAAUCAAGCAUAGAUUGCACAAGACUGCAAUCUAGCAAAAUAUCACUUAAACCUUUAAAUUUCAAGAAAACUCAGCCAAGGGCAAAUCGAAGACACAUGAGGCUUGUCAGGCUAUUCAGACAAAUAAAAGAUUUUGAUACCCUCUAUGACGAAAAUGAUAAAGAAAUGGACGAUUUAAUGAUAGAAAUAGAUGGAAUAGUCAGAUCAUGCAAUUUCUUCAGUGUGAGAAAAAAUAAUCAUCCUGUCUCCUUAGAUCUCAAAUUGAAACUGCUAACACCUGUGAGAAAAUCCAAUCAAAGAUUCCAAAUGAAACGGCUCAGCAAAGCAAGCUCCGCAGCAACAUUCAAGUCAAAAAUAAAUGAGUCUUACUGCGAUCUCGAAGAAGUUUCUGAGCUUUCUGAAGUUUCUUCAAUACAAGAGCCAGAAGACCCUGAAGACAUAAUUUAUCAGCAAAAAGAACUGAAAUCCUCAAAAAUCAAGCUACCUUCCUUAAAAUUACUCCAAAAAGAAAACAUCCAAGAACAAAUAACAAAAGAUUCUAAAUCAGAGACAUCAAGCAGUGUGAAUCUAAGAAGAGAUAGUGCAAAUUCCAUGGCAUCAAGACGAAGUUUUUCCACCAAUUCUAUAGGCUCAACCGGCAGAAAAAUUUAUACCAAACAAGAUCAAUAUCAUAAUCGCUCGUGUUUAUUUUUUCAAAUUAAGAAAAAAUAUUUAAUUUAUAAUAGAUGGCAUAUUUCAAGAAAAGAUCAUUGAGCUGCAAUAGAGGACUUUCUCCAUUUAAGAUUGUAUCAAGUUUUAAUAGAAAUGGAUUCAAUAAGCACAAUCAAUUUAAUAGACCAAACGGGUUUAAGCGUCUAGACUUAAAUAGCUCACAGGAAAGCUCUUUAAGUCUUGGGCUGUUUGAUGACUAUGUGAGUGAGUUAGAAAAAAUUAAAAGUCUGAAACGAUCGUUUCCAGAAAACAAUUUAAGGGAGCUUGAAUCGAGCGAGUCUUUAUAUAGAGGGCUUCCUAAAUUAAAAGAAAAAAUAAUCCCUCGGCCAAAACCAGAUACAAGUUUAAUAAUGCCUAAGCCAAAGCCAAGUAUAUCCAUCAAUGAUCCAAUUAAUGUGGAAUUAAAAAAAUGGCAAACUUCUUUAACAAGGCACAGAAGGGCGAUUACAACCCUAAACAGCUUGCUGAAUCAAGCAUCAAGAGUCGAAUUGUAA